This is a messenger RNA of Pogona vitticeps (central bearded dragon), 2934 nucleotides long. The record is from RefSeq and is a predicted model, not a curated record. NCBI's taxonomy places the organism in Eukaryota, Metazoa, Chordata, Lepidosauria, Squamata, Agamidae.
AAAUCCACAAUUCCAUGCCAUCUUGUAGAGUCCAGAAUGCACAGCAGUGUAUAUAAGGUCCACGCCUGGGAGGUCUCCGACCAGUUGCUGCAGAUCCGGCAGGACGUCGAGUCUUGCUACUUUGCCGCCCAGACCAUGAAGAUGAAAAUCCAGACCUCAUUCUACGAGCUCCCCACAGACUCGCACGUCUCGCUGCGGGACUCGUUGCUUUCCCACAUCCAGAACUUGAAAGACAUGUCCCCUGUCAUCGUCACCCAGCUUGCGUUAGCCAUAGCAGACCUCGCCCUACAAAUGGCCUCUUGGAAAGGCUGCGUGCACACACUGGUUGAAAAGUACAAUAACGAUGUGACGUCACUGCCCUUCUUGCUGGAAAUCCUGACGGUGCUGCCGGAAGAGGUCCACAGCCGGUCCUUGCGCAUCGGAGCCAACCGCCGCACAGAGAUCAUCGAGGACUUGGCUUUCUAUUCUAGCACAGUUGUCUCUCUGCUGGUGACGUGCGUGGAGAAGGCCGGCAACGACGAGAAGAUGCUCAUCAAGAUCUUCCGCUGUCUGGGCAGCUGGUUCAACCUGGGCGUCCUCGACAGCACUUUCAUGGCCAACAGCAAGCUCCUCUCGCUGCUCUUCGAGGUCCUGCAACAAGACAAGACGUCCUCCAAUUUGCACGAGGCUGCGUCCGACUGCGUCUGUUCUGCGCUGUACGCGAUUGAGAACGUGGAGACGAACCUUCCCCUGGCCCUCCAGCUCUUCCAGGGGGUCCUGACGCUGGAGACGGCUUACCACAUGGCCGUGGCACGCGAGGAUUUAGACAAGGUUCUGAAUUACUGCCGGAUCUUCACUGAACUCUGUGAAACUUUUCUGGAUAAAAUUGUUUGCACUCCUGGCCAGGGCCUGGGCGACCUGCGGACCAUCGAGCUGCUCUUGAUCUGUGCAGGCCACCCGCAGUAUGAGGUGGUGGAAAUUUCUUUCAACUUCUGGUACCGACUGGGGGAGCACCUUUACAAGACAGACAACGCCGUCAUCCAUAGCAUCUUCAAGGCCUACAUCCAGAGGCUCCUUCACGCACUUGCUCGGCACUGUCAGCUGGAUCCAGACCACGAAGGGAUCCCCGAGGAGACCGACGACUUUGGCGAGUUCCGGAUGAGGGUCUCCGAUCUCGUGAAAGAUCUGAUCUUUCUGGUUGGCUCCGUGGAAUGUUUUGCCCAGCUUUAUGCCACCCUGAAAGAAGGUCACCCUCCUUGGGAAGUGACGGAAGCGGUUCUCUUCAUCAUGGCCUCGAUAGCCAAGAGCGUUGACCAAGAGAACAACCCGACGCUGGUGGAGGUCCUGGACGGGGUGGUGCGCCUUCCUGAAUCGGUGCACGUGGCUGUCCGCUACACGAGUAUAGAGUUGGUGGGCGAAAUGAGCGAGGUUGUGGACAGGAACCCUCAAUUCCUUGAUCCUGUGCUCGGCUACUUGAUGAAGGGCCUGUGCGAGAAGUCGCUGGCCUCGGUGGCGGCCAAAGCCAUCCACAACAUCUGCUCGGUGUGCCGGGACCACAUGGCCCAGCACUUCAGCGGGUUGCUGGAAAUCGCCCGCUCCCUCGACUCCUUCAUGCUCUCCCCGGAGGCGGCCGUAGGGCUCCUCAAAGGGACCGCGUUAGUGCUGGCCCGGCUGCCUUUGGAAAAGAUCUCCGCCUGCCUCAGUGAGCUUUGUGCCGUUCAGGUGAUGGCAUUGAAAAAGCUUCUCUCCCAGGAGCCCAGCAACGGCCUCUCCUCAGAUCCCACUGUGCCCCUAGAUCGUCUCGCUGUUAUAUUUAGGCAUACCAACCCUAUUGUAGAAAAUGGACAGACCCACCCGUGCCAAAAAGUCAUCCAGGAGAUCUGGCCCGUCCUGUCAGAGACCCUGAACAAACACCGUGCCGAUAACCGCAUCGUGGAGCGUUGCUGCCGGUGCCUGCGUUUCGCUGUCCGUUGCGUCGGCAAGGGGUCAGCGGCGCUCUUGCAGCCUCUAGUCACUCAGAUGGUGAGCGUGUACCAGGAGCACCAGCACUCCUGCUUCCUCUACCUGGGAAGCAUCCUGGUGGACGAGUACGGCAUGGAGGAGGGCUGCCGGCAGGGGCUGCUUGACAUGCUUCAGGCUCUGUGCGUCCCCACUUUCAGGCUCAUCGAGCAACCAAAUGGCCUUCAGAACCACCCUGACACUGUGGACGACCUCUUCCGGCUGGCGACCAGGUUCAUUCAGCGCAGCCCGAUCACGCUGCUCCGCAGCCAGGUGAUCCUGCCCAUCCUGCAGUGGGCCAUCGCCGCCACCACCCUGGACCACCGCGAUGCCAACUGCAGUGUCAUGAAGUUCUUACGUGACCUUGUCCACACAGGAGUGGCCAAUGAUCACGAAGAUGAUUUCGAGGCGCGGAAGGAGCUCAUCGGGCAGGUGAUGGCGCAGCUGGGCCAGCAGCUCGUGAACCAGCUCUUGCACACCAGCUGCUUCUGUCUGCCCCCUUACACUCUGCCCGACGUGGCCGAGGUGCUGUGGGAAAUCAUGCAGGUCGACCGGCCGACCUUCUGCCGCUGGCUGGAGAACUCGCUGAAGGGCUUACCAAAGGAAUCGACGGGGGGAGCGGUGCAGGUGACGCACAAGCAGUUGACGGACUUCCACAAGCAGGUCACGAGGUCAGUGGGGGCCCUCCCUGGGGGAGAGGGGGGAGGGGAGGCCCAGUGGGGGCGCAACGAGUUCGGGCAAGCCUGUGCCCGGCCCGGCCCGGCCGGUGCCCUCUACCUCAGCGGGCCCUCAGGCUCUGCCAGCACCUGCAGCUGGCAAUCCUGCUCCCCCACCCCGGACUGGGUGAACCCUCCGAGACAAGCCCCAGCCAGCCUGCUCCUCCACGUGGUGGUGUUCACGCCCACGUGCCUGGCGGCCAAGCCGUACUUCCUGCCUCGCCCCGCACCACCCCUGUAA